Molecule: messenger RNA, 1799 nt
Organism: Cynocephalus volans (Philippine flying lemur)
Lineage: Eukaryota; Metazoa; Chordata; Mammalia; Dermoptera; Cynocephalidae
Gene: DAZAP2
Product: DAZ associated protein 2
Exons: 4
Coding region: 96-731 (211 amino acids)
Source: RefSeq, a predicted model, not a curated record
ACGGGUCGUCACGUGGCACGGAAGUGACUCCGAACAGGAAGAGGACGAAAAAAUAACCGUCCGCGACGCCAAGCCAAACCGGACCCGCAGCCACCAUGAACAGCAAAGGUCAAUAUCCAACGCAGCCAACCUACCCUGUGCAGCCUCCUGGGAAUCCAGUAUAUCCUCAGACCUUGCAUCUUCCUCAGGCUCCACCCUAUACUGAUGCUCCACCUGCCUACUCAGAGCUCUAUCGUCCAAGCUUUGUGCACCCAGGGGCUGCUACAGUCCCUACCAUGUCAGCUGCAUUUCCUGGCACCUCUCUGUAUCUUCCCAUGGCCCAGUCUGUGGCUGUUGGGCCUUUAGGUUCCACAAUUCCCAUGGCUUAUUAUCCAGUUGGUCCCAUCUAUCCACCUGCCUCCACCUCCUGGAUGCCCUCCCAAUGCUGCUCAGCUUGCAGUCAUGCAGGGAGCCAACGUCCUUGUAACUCAGCGGAAGGGAAACUUCUUCAUGGGUGGCUCAGAUGGUGGCUACACCAUCUGGUGAAGAACCAAGGCCGCCACCUCCAUGCCGGGAAAGACAUCACAUACCUUCAGCACUUCUCACAAUGUAACUGCUUUAGUCAUAUUAACCUGAAGUUGCAGUUUAGACACAUGUUGUUGGGGUGUCUUUCUGGUGCCCAAACUUUCAGGCACUUUUCAAAUUUAAUAAGGAACCAUGUAAUGGUAGCAGUACCUCCUAAAGCAUUUUGAGGUAGGGGAGGUAUCCAUUCAUAAAAUGAAUGUGGGUGAAGCAGCCCUAAGGAUCUUCCUUUAAUUCCUCUGGAGUAAUACUGUACCAUACUGGUCUUUGCUUUUAGUAAUAAAACAUCAAAUUAGGUUUGGAGGGAACUUUGAUCUUCCUAAGAAUUAAAGUUGCCAAAUUAUUCUGAUUGGUAUUUAAUCUCCUUUAAAUCUUUGGUUUCUGUUACUUGUUAUAAACAAAACGCAUUAGUUGUCUGCCUUUUUUCCAUUCCACCUCCAAACAUAGUCUUCCAUUCCCUCCCGCCAAUCUCCAUUGAAUCAAUGGUGCAGGACAGAAAGCCAGUCAGACUAAUUUCCUUCUCUCCUUGCACUUCUCCCCACUUGUCAUCUUUUAACUAGCUUUUCACAAGGAUCCUCUGAGACUCCCUCUGUGCUCCAAGCACAGACCCCAUUAUUUCUUUUGUAUAUCCUCAGGCAUAAGCAGAGGGUGUCUUUUGGACCCUCCUCAUAGGUUGUCUCUGCAUAUGUGAACCUAAUCCAAAUUUGCUUUGGCGCCAGAAAAACUGACCUUUUUUGAACAAAGGAUAUCGGCGCAAACUGUUCUAUAAACAAAUUUGUUUAGUAUAUGAGGGGCAAGGAGGAGGAUGUGUUUCAAAAGCCUGAUUGAUGACUUUAGAGCUAAAUUAAGGGAAGUUUUCAGAUCAAAAAUUGGUUACUGUUUUUUGUCAGAGUGUGUGAUGCAGCCACUCACAGCUCCCAAGAAUUCCUAAACUGAUUUAAUAGGGUCAUAUUGUGAAUGCCUCACUACAAAAUGACUUGAGUCCAGUGAAAUCCUAUUAGGGUUAAGAAUAUUUCAGGGAUCCUUAAUAUUUUGAUUUUUGUUUUCUGAAAUUGGAUUUUAUCUUACAAUUUCAGUUCAUCUAAAUUUUGUGUUCUGUACAUGUGAUGUUUGACUGUACCAUUGACUGUUAUGGAAGUUCAGCAUUGUAUGUCUCUCUCUACACUGUGGUGCACUUAACUUGUGGAUUUUUUAUACUAAAAAUGUAGAAUAAAGACUAUUUUGAAGAUUUGAAUAAA